Molecule: messenger RNA, 1387 nt
Organism: Condylostylus longicornis
Lineage: Eukaryota; Metazoa; Arthropoda; Insecta; Diptera; Dolichopodidae
Product: putative nuclease HARBI1
Exons: 4
Coding region: 216-1313 (365 amino acids)
Source: RefSeq, a predicted model, not a curated record
GCGUCACUUACGUGACAUUUGUCGUUGUCGCUGUCACGUCACUUGAAAUGUGGUAUUCUAGUUGUCGAGUGACGUGACUGCGAGAAAUAAACGAAAAUGAAACGUUUCAAGUGAAAUUGAUACAUUUUAAAAAGAAAUUUUGGCGAGUAAAGUUCAAACUAAAAAAAAAAAUUCGGUGUAUAUAUUUAUUUUUUUAAAUAAGAGGGAAAUAAAAAAUGUCGUCAUUUGCAUUAUGGUUUACGGAUUCAUCAGAUUCCGAGAGUGAUGAAAUCGAAAAAAAACAACAAUUAAGGAUCAAAAGAUUUAAGAUUAGGGACAACUCUAAUCCAUUGGAUUUGCCAAAUGGAGUAUUUAUAAGCUAUUACAGACUUUCAAAGGAGGCCUUUCUAUAUUUACUAAAUAUAUUUGAGGGAAAAACAAGUACCCCUAAAAGGUGUUUUGGAGUCUCACCUAUAAUUAAAUUAGGAGCUGUUUUACGCUUCCUAUCUGAGGGCAGCUAUCAAAAAGGUGUUGCUAACGAUUUAUAUACAGGUUUAGCGCAGCCUACGUUCUCUAAAAUAUUAAAAGAAGUUUUAGCAACUUUAGAAGCUGAAAUUUGCAGCAGUUUGAUAAAGUUUCCAGAAGAGAAUGAAAGAAAUGAGAUUAAAUUAGCAUUCUACGAAAAAUUUGGGUUUCCUGGAGUGAUCGGCUGUGUAGACGGAACACACGUUAGAAUUAUAACUCCGUCAAAAAAUCAUCAGCAUUUAUAUUAUAACCGGAAGGGUUAUCAUAGCUUAAACGUUAUGUUGGUUUGCGAUCAUAAAAUGCGCAUCAGGUAUGUUGAUGCUAAUAAUCCGGGAUCAUCUCAUGAUUCUUUUAUUUGGAAUUACAGCAGGUUAAAUGCAAUACUUUCAAGAGAAAAUAUCAACGGUACACGAAAUACCUGGAUUUUAGGGGACGCAGGGUACCCACUUAAACCAUACUUGAUCACGCCGUUCAGAACAUAUAUAAACAGAGGUGACAGCAGUCAAAAAGGAAGAUUUAAUGAGCUUCAUUCCAAGGUACGAAAUAUAAUUGAGAGAACUAAUGGAGUUCUCAAAAAUACAUUCCGCUGCCUGUUGAACGCUCGGGAGCUUCAUUAUACACCAGAGAAAGCCACACAAAUUGUGAACGUGUGCUGUGCUUUGCACAACUUAAAAAUCAAAUAUAACGUGCAAGAUGAACCUGUGGAAAUAGAAGAUGAAAAUGAUGAAAACGAUGAAGAUUUAGAGCAGGAUGAAGAAGAUGCCUCUUUAAUAAGAACAAAUAUUAUGAACUCCAUUUUUAAUUUAUAAAUAAAGUUUUUAUUAGCAGUAACAUAAAUACAUAGUAUUAUUAAAUUAUUAACAUAACAGACUUUUUUUUGUAC